AUGUCYUGGUUGCGCUUUUAUCUGCCUCUCCACAUUUUCAUGGCAAUUUGUUUGUGYCAUGCUAUAAAAGCACCCACCAGCAGCUCCCAACAGAGCUUCAAGACUGAUCUCUUCAAUUUCUACCACUCCCUGAUACUUGCAGACGGUAAGGAAACCACCAUUCACCUGCUGAAGGACAUACCYAAAAGGUACUGCUUUGUUUUGGAAGAGGGAAGGGUCCUGGCACCUUUCUCGAUAACCGUGACCCCCUGUGAUGUUCCCAUUGAAUGGAGCAUACUCCUGUACAAGUCUCCUCCAGGUUUCCCAGGGAAAGCAACACCAGGUGGCCACAGUACACAAGAGGUCUCCAAAUCUCCGCAGGCUCCAAGCAUGGUGUCCACCAUUUUCAAGUACAAGGGAAAUUCUGUCGAGACUUACAUGGGGAUGUCUUCCCAUUCUGCYCUUUACCUGCUGGAGUUCCUCUCCACUGAGCGAGACACGCACAUCACCGUGUACCUAACAACUGACACCAUCUCUGGGCACCUCUACCCCGAGCUUCCCAUGGACCCACGCAUCGAYGUGAUCGGCAUCGGCCACACCACAGCCACUCUGAGCUGGAAACACAGCCCUUCUGUCCUGCAGCACGCAGAAAGCAUCCAGUACUGCCUGCUAGUKAAUGAAAAGCACAACUAUAAGAGCUUAUGUGCUGCUGAGACAGCCAUCAGAUCCUCUGGGAUGAAAAUGCCACCCACCUUAGCUCUGUCCCUCUCUCCAUACCUGCUCGAGCCRCAGCAGGUGAUGAUACUGUCCAACAGCGAGCUGAGCAUCAUCAACAAAGCGAGCCAUGGGGAGGUCAGGCAGGUGUGUGUGGGUACCAGGAACACCUACACAGUGCCCCACCUCAGCCCCAGCACUCAGUACUACUUUGAUGUUUUUAUUGUCAAUCUCCUUACAAAUGCCAGCGCCGCAUACACCGGGACAUUCGCCAGGACCCUGGAAGAACCUGAACCCAAGGUGACAGAGCUGAAAGAUGGCAAAGUCAUUCACGUGGUCCUGGAUGGGAAAAAGCAGAAGUUCUACAGUCUGCAGUACCAGGCCAGGCACAARAAAAUCCACUUCACCUUUCAGCUGUGUCGGGGCCAGAUAAGGGUUCACAUAACGAGGAAGGGCAAAACAGUGGCAUCGGAAAAUCUCUCUGGGCUGAGGUAUUUAUCCCUGAAGGGAAAGCUGCUGGACACAUAUUUGGUACAGCUGAGGUCCACAGAGGAAUCCAUCUCUUCUGUCAAGGUACAGGCAUCCCCCCAUUUCCACAAGCCCUUAUUUCCACUCCUUCCAGAGAGCUUAAAAAUCAAAUCCUUCAGUAAACUGAGAACGUGCAGAUCUGUGACCAUUGCCUGGCUGGGAACACAGGAGGACAGCAAGUACUGCGUGUACAGGAAAAGGAUUGAAGAGGAUCAGAUCUGGAGGGAAYUGCAGAAUGCAGACAGGUGCUCUGGGCCUGAAUCUCGGCACAAAUCGGAGAAAGUGCUCUGCAAGUACUUCYAUGAUCUAAACCUCCAGCGAGCUGUCACCACAGAGACCAUCAAAGGGCUGGAGGCAGGGACAUUCUACUUGUUUGAUGUUUAUCUCUUUGGGCCAUCUGGCAUCCCUGUCAGAUAUCACAGCAAAGUUGUGAAGACCAGAAAAAAGUGUUGAAGGUUUUAAAGGRAAGUUUUGAAGUGAGUGAAUGAAGGUUAAUUUUAAAAUCUACACCAAUCCAAGUCAUAGCCCCUGAACUGUGCUGACACAUAAAAAGUUCGAAGCCAUAAGAUUCUACAGC
Messenger RNA from Malurus melanocephalus (red-backed fairy wren), 1798 nucleotides. RefSeq names its product protein NDNF-like. Bases 1 to 1674 code for a protein of 557 amino acids. The transcript has 3 exons. The record is from RefSeq and is a predicted model, not a curated record. Gene Ontology annotation, molecular function: protein binding. Gene Ontology annotation, biological process: extracellular matrix organization. Lineage: Eukaryota; Metazoa; Chordata; Aves; Passeriformes; Maluridae.